UGACAGAGAGUGCGCGUGCUGCAGCUCGUACUGACUAGUAGCGACAAACGUAACAAAUAUUACGGCAAAUGAAAUACUUUGGUGUACGGCAGAGGUGCAGAGUUUGCUGGAAAUUUUGACGGACUACAGUAUCCAGGAACAACUAGAUGCAAAAUACAAGAAGUCCGAGAUAUUUGUUAAAAUACGGGGCUACCUUCUUAUAUGUGCAGCACGAUUCAAUUGUAUUCGCUUAGUUGCUUACUGGAUAAAUCUAUGAGGGCUGUGUGUCAAUGCACGCAAGACAACCCCAGAUAAAUCGCAAAAUAAGGACAAUCAUGAGCUCCGAUAUUCUGUGCAGUAGUGCUGUUCUUCAACACAAAAGACAACGCAUGAAACAGAAAAGCACAACACAGAAAGUAGCACGGUGAUAACGAAAGCGUGUUCAGGCCUGAAACUUUAAGUGCAAUGUGUGCGCUGAUCUGAGAGGCAGUCAUACUAAGCCACAAAAAUAGCUGUGAGUCACAUGAAUGACACAGGAAACCAAGCAAACUGACUUAAAUUUUUUAAAUAUUUCCCCUGCACUUGCAUGUUCGCCCCAUGUCGGUGUGGGGUUUCCUCUGGGUUCUCCUGUUUCACCCCACAGUCCAAAAACAUGCUGAGAAACGACAGAGACAGUGACGGUACAGAGGAUGAGGAAGUGAGUGUCAGUCUCCACAGAUCUGGGCUCAGUGACACACACACGUAUGGAUCCUCUGAUGCUCCUGUUUCUUCUCAUUGCUGGGCUCACAGGUGCUGACAGUGUGUCCACAGUUGGAUGGGUGACUGUACAGAGAGGAGGAUCUGUCACCAUCCCAUGUUUCUGUGAUGACAGAUAUAAAACUCAUGUGAAAUACUGGUGCAGAGGGUUUAAUGUAAGUUCAUGUACACCCAUAGUACACACUGACUCUCCACAGGAGGGUAAAGUGUCAGUCAGAGAUGAUCCUGACCAGCGAGUCUUCACUGUGACCAUCAACAAUCUGACAGCUGAGGACUCUGAUAGGUACUGGUGUGGUGUGAAGCAUAGUGGAGCCUCAGAUGUUGGAGAUCGGGUUAACCUGUCAGUCAUUGAUGGUCCUCCAGGGCUGUCAGUGGAGAAACAGGAGGUGACGGGUGUGGAUGGAGACAGUGUCAGUGUUCAGUGUUACUAUGGAAACAACAGAAGACAUAGGAUGUGGUGUAAGAUUGGGGGCUGCUGUGCAUCAGAGAGAUCAGUGAGUUUGGAUGGGAGGCCUGUCCUGAUCAGGGAUGACACAGUAAAUAAAGUCUUCAGUGUGACAAUGAGUGGGCUGGAGAGGAAGGACACUGGCUGGUAUUGGUGUGCUGCUGGAAUCCUGCAGAUCCAAGUUCAUAUUACUGUUAAACGUCCCGGUUCCCGUGUCCCGUCUGUCGCCUCCUCCCUGGCACGCCCGGUGAAGCGCGCCUUUGGAGGGGGGGUUCUGUCAUGACCUGCUCGUCGGCUCCUCAUGUGUGCCACGCCCCCUGCUUACCCACGUGUUCUUUCCCGAUCGUACCCAGCUGCCUGCCUGCACCACCCCGAUCGUGACAGAUACUUUACCCAACACCCGAGGCCUGCAGCGGGGCGUCCGGGCCUAUGCCAGAGCCCCAGAGCUGUGGUGCUAGAGAUCGACUUUUAUUUAAAUUAGAAAUAUAUUAUUUUAUACUAUUCACAAACAAGACAGAUUAAUAAAUAGAGGUAAUGUGCUUUCUGCCAGGAUGGGACUGCUGGCUGUCUGCUUCUUACAUCCAGGACCAGCGGUUAAACGAGAUAUUACAGUCACUCUGCAGUCACCCUGCAACAAUUUGUCAACCGGCGGCCAUUUGUUUCAUUGUUUGUUUCCUUCUCAUGGGCUUAUCGCUCACGACUCCAAAAGCUCUUGUGCUGACGCCCCGUUACCCACUGUCGCGGACAUUAGCUGACCGACAUGCCUAGACAUGCAAUACGCAUAAAUCCCCCCCCCCCAAAACAGGAUGGCUGUGUUUUACCGAUAUAAAAUAGUACAUUUUGUUUAAAGCUACAAUAAAUAUAUUAUAAUAUUUUCAUAAAAUAAUUAAUCUCACCUGUUCACUAUCAGUGCCCUGGGAUAUUAACACUUUGGUCAUGACACUAAUUCAUUGUUCUCCAUCUAAUCAUUUUCUCUGUAGAAUAUCUUUCAUAAUUUAUAUUUCAGUUUCAAGAGUGACCUUUUCUUAGUCUUUAUUAACAGAAAAUUGCUUUUUAUUAACAAUCCUUUCUCCUGU
Brienomyrus brachyistius is the source of this 2256-nucleotide messenger RNA. Its product is annotated as polymeric immunoglobulin receptor-like. The coding region runs from base 723 to 1463 and encodes 246 amino acids. NCBI's taxonomy places the organism in Eukaryota, Metazoa, Chordata, Actinopteri, Osteoglossiformes, Mormyridae. The record is from RefSeq and is a predicted model, not a curated record. The transcript is spliced from 6 exons.